Molecule: messenger RNA, 2556 nt
Organism: Lodderomyces jiufengensis
Lineage: Eukaryota; Fungi; Ascomycota; Pichiomycetes; Serinales; Debaryomycetaceae
Product: mRNA-binding ubiquitin-specific protease
Exons: 1
Coding region: 1-2556 (851 amino acids)
Biological process (GO): protein deubiquitination
Cellular component (GO): cytosol; nucleus
Molecular function (GO): cysteine-type deubiquitinase activity; cysteine-type endopeptidase activity
Source: RefSeq, a predicted model, not a curated record
AUGUCAGUACCACAAUCAACUACAACUACAACUACAACUUCGAGAAAUCCGUCUUCAACUACAUCAGCAUCUUCAUCAAAUUCAAAUGGAGGUUCACUGCGUUUUAAAGGAGAUGCAGUAAGUUUUUCACCUCGUUAUACAAAUUUUCAUAAUCAAUUUCAACAACAUCACCAAAAUCAUCAUCAUAAUCAAAAUCAUAAUCAUAAUCAUCAUCAACAAUUUCCUCCGCAUAAUCCUAAUCAAUUCAUACCUCCUCAAAUGCAACAAGCAGGACUUACGCCUCAACAACAACAACAACUUUAUAUGCAAUAUAAUAAUUAUCAAUAUCCAAUGAUGAUGAAUCAAAUGUAUGGUUAUAUGCCUUAUCAACAAGAUUUAUAUUCUCAACAACCUCAACAAUUGUAUAUGAUGCCACCACCUCCUCCUCAAAAUCAUUUACAAAUGCAUCAACCUCCACCUCCGAUACCUCAACCACCACCUCCUUCACAAGAUCAUAAUAUUAACAACAAUAAUAAUAAUAAUAACAACAACAAUAAUAUACAAACAAAACUGCAUCAUCAAAUAUCAAAUAGUCCAUUAGCUCCACCACCAAUUCAACAAAAUAAUUUUCAAAAACUGCCACCACCACAGAAUUUACCGCAAAAGCAUCACCAUCAUAAUCAACAACACGAGCAACCACUGCAUAUACAACAGCAGGCUCAACCACAAAACAACCUUGCUCGUCAACAAUAUUCACCAAAGUCUACCCCGACCGAGAUUUCACAAUCAAAAGAUGUUUCUUCAAAUACAAAUAAUACCCAUACACCAAACCAAAGCGAACUAGAGCUCAAGGAAGAGGUACCAAUUUUAAAUGGCCAUAAAGUGGAAGAAAAACCAACAAAAUUACCAACACAAAAAUCUGAAACCAAAUUAGAUAUGAAGUUACCAUUAUUUGUAAAUACUAAAAAGUCGGAUUUUCUCAAUAAUUUUCCAUUAACCGAACAAACUAGAAGUAUAGAAUUAAUCACAAAAUCAAAUCAAUUGGAAGAUAAUUUUACAAGGAACGAAAAUAAAGUUACCCUUACCCCAAAUAUUUCAAAAGUUGUAUAUAUAAAUACUUUAGAAACUAUUUUAACAAAUGGUAAAGACAAAAUAGAGAGAACUAGAAAAAAAUCAUUAACUUCAACACCUCAAAGUCAACAGCCUCAUGCCAAUAACACACAAGAGUCUCCUGCAUUAUCAAAUAAUUGGGCUUCAUUUUUACAAUCAACUGCUCCACCAACUCCAAAAAAAGUAGUCAAAAAAUCAAAUCCAUCAAAAGUAGAACCCACCGCCCCAAAAGCUAUAACUACAACUAAAACUUUUGAACUAUUUAAUAUUGAAAAUGAAUCAGCACAACCAUUGGGGAUAUUAUUAUUGAAAAUAAUGUUUGAUAGUCAUUAUUCAAUUUUUAAUGAUUUUCCCGUUUUUGAAAUCAAGCCAAAAGGUUUGACAAAUACUGGUAAUAUAUGUUUUAUGAAUUCAAUUCUUCAAACUUUACUUUAUUGUGAACCAUUUAAUAAAUUAUUAAAAUUAAUUGAAACCAAAUCAAUUGGAGAUUUAGUUAUAUCUUCACAACCAUUAAUAGAUGCAACUAUAAAAUUAUUCAAUGAAUUCAAACCAUCAGACGAUAAAUCACCAGUUUCAAUUGAAACUUUUUAUUCAGCGUUAUCGAAACAUCAAAAAUUCCAACAUUUAAAAUGGGGACAACAAGAAGAUGCAGAAGAAUUUUUAGGUUAUUAUUUAGAUGCAUUAAAUGAAGAAAUGAUUUUAGCAUUAAAAAGAUUGAAUACUCCACAAAUUGAUUCUUUAAUACAAUCAUACACAUCAGAUGAUGUAACAAAAUUCAAAUAUAACAUAAAGACAUGUAUAAAGAGAAUUAGAAAUGAAGAUGACGAAGAUGAAUGGAAAGAAGUGAGUAAAAAAAAUGUAACCAAAAUAGAUAUAGAACCAACACCACUAAAUUUGAUUUUCGGAGGUGAAUUUAAAUCAGUGAUAUCAAUUCCGAAAGCAUCAUCAUUUCAAAAAUCAAUAACAUUAGAUCCAUUCCAACAUGUACAAUUAGAUAUAUCAAAUUCAGAAUCAAUAGAAGAUGCAUUUUUACAUUUAAAUGAAUUAGAAAAUAUUUCAUAUAAAGGUCAAAAUAAUAAAGACCUUUUAGUUAAAAAGCAAACAUUUAUAGAAAAAUUACCAAAAGUCUUAAUCAUACAUUUAAAAAGAUUUAGUUAUUCUUCACAAAAUCAAGAAAAUGCAAUAGAAAAAAUAGGCAAAAACAUAACAUACAAUCACACUUUAACCAUACCUAAUGAAAUACUAUCUCAACAACAACAGUCACAACAACAACAGUAUCAAUUAAAUUCAGUAGUAUAUCAUCAUGGAUCAUCAGCAGACGCGGGACAUUAUACAAGUGAUACUUUUGAUUUUGAAACAAAUCAAUGGUGGAGAAUCGAUGAUACCAUUGUUAAACCAAUAAAUGAUGAUGAUGUAUUAAAUGAUGGUAUAAAUAAUGCAUAUAUUUUAAUCUAUAGGAAAAUAUGA